Molecule: messenger RNA, 939 nt
Organism: Marasmius oreades (fairy-ring Marasmius)
Lineage: Eukaryota; Fungi; Basidiomycota; Agaricomycetes; Agaricales; Marasmiaceae
Exons: 10
Coding region: 1-939 (312 amino acids)
Molecular function (GO): oxidoreductase activity, acting on paired donors, with incorporation or reduction of molecular oxygen; heme binding; monooxygenase activity
Source: RefSeq, a predicted model, not a curated record
AUGGCUAAGUUGAACGAAAUCCCUACGGUUGGCGAUAACAGCUACUAUCUGCCUUCCUACAUCUCUGGGCUCCGAAAUUUGCGCAGGGUGAGUGCUAUCAUCAAGGAAGGGUACGAGAAAUAUCCAGGAAGAGCUUUCAAGAUACCGCUACCAGAUAGAUGGCUGGUGGUGAUUUCAGGCCCGGAUAUGCUCGAGGAUAUACGCAAGGCUACAGAUGAGCAGCUUUCAUUGAGAGCGGCGUUCCAAGACUUCCUUCACACUGAACUCUUCUUUGGAAGACAAACCCGCGUCGACCCCUACCAUGUUUUCAUUUUCAAAAACACCCUCACAAGGAGUAUAGGACCAAAAUUUAGCGACAUGUACGAAGAAAUGGUGGCUGCGUUCGAAGGGAUUCCUAUGACUCGUGACUGGACCAAAAUACCGGUGCUGAAGAAGGUAUUACCUAUCGUUUGUAGGACUAGCAAUCGCGUGUUUGUUGGGGCUCCGUUAUGCCGUAGCGAGGAUUGGUUGGCUCUCAACAUCGAGUACACAACCAAAGUAUUCUCUAGAGCAAUGAUGCUCAACCUCCUUCCUAAAUUAUUGCAACCGGUCGUGGGUCGGUUGAUAAGCCCUCUUCCUGCAUGUGUCCGACGUGCCGAAAAGCACCUGGUUCCUGUCAUCCUCGAGCGUUUAGAGGCAGAAGACAAAACGUACGGCGACUGCCCGGAUGAUCUCCUCACCUGGCUCAUUCAAGGUGCUCAAGGUGUUCAAGAGCGGCUCAAGCCGGGAAAUCUCGUUCGUCGUAUGCUGAACGCGAAUUUUGCAGCUGUUCACACAACGAGCAAUGUGAGAAGCCGAGUAACAUAUACCGAAUCUUUAAUGUUGAACAUUGACACGUCCUACCUCCAAAGGCCUUCUCUAGAGCACUCGUUCAUCUCGUGGUCUACCCAGAAUACAUAG